AUGAACUUCCCAAGAGCUGCGCAUCCUCGCUUCACUCCUCAGCCCGGCCUCCGAAGCUCGGACGGAGGUGAGCUCGACGUCCUGGGAGAGGAGGAGGACGAGGACGCGGAGGCGAUCCGGAAGCCUGCCCAGCAGCCGGGGCGGGGAGCGGGCGCGCUUCCCAGCCAGUGCGCGGAGGGCGGCGGCCGCGGGCUCCCCGCGCCACCGAGGAGUGCGGCAACCCCGGCCGACGCCCCGCACGCCAAGCCCCCCUAUUCGUACAUCGCGCUCAUCACCAUGGCCAUCCUGCAGAGCCCGCACCGGCGCCUCACGCUCAGCGGCAUCUGCGCCUUCAUCAGCGGCCGCUUCCCCUAUUACCGCCGCAAGUUCCCCGCCUGGCAGAACAGCAUCCGCCACAACCUGUCGCUCAACGACUGCUUCGUCAAGAUUCCCCGCGAGCCGGGCCACCCGGGCAAGGGCAACUACUGGAGCCUGGACCCCGCCUCCAGGGACAUGUUCGACAACGGCAGCUUCCUCCGCCGCAGAAAGCGCUUCAAGCGCCUCCAUCCCCCGGGAGGCCACGCGCAUCGCCCGUUCCCCGGGCCCUGCGCGCCCGCCGCCGCCCUGCACGGGCCCCAGCCGGGCCUCCUGCUUCGCGCCCCCGCCCAGCCGCAGCCGGUCCCCGGGACCUACGCCUCCUCGGCGCUGCUGCAGCCGCACCCUUUACGCUACCUGCUGCUCUCCAGCCCGGCCUACGCCGCCGAAGCGCCCCGAAAAGCUGAAGGUGCGGCCCUGGAGGGCUCGGGCGCGCUGCCCGGCUCUGCGGCUUGGGAAGAGGAGCCGGGCCCCGCAUCUCGGCUGGGAGGCACAGGCACCUCUUUCAGCAUCGAUAGCAUCAUGCACGGGGUCAGCAGAGGGGCGACCGGAGCCGCACAGAGUCUGCCCCCGGCCUCUUGGGGCUGCUGCCACCUGCUACCGCACCCUUCGGGUCUGUGGCGCCCCCAGGCCGCCGCCCCUGUAUUGCACGUCCCCGCCGCAGACGCCCCGACGUUGCCACCGCAGCUCUCUCCCAGCAAAGGCUCGCUGCUGAGCCGGCACCUGUCUGCGGUGGCCGCGCUGCUGAGCUACCAGCCGGCCGCAGAGGCCUCCAGGCUGUCCACGCUGCCCACCCUUCGGGCAGAGAGGGCACCUCGCUCACAUUUUGAGUAG
Jaculus jaculus (lesser Egyptian jerboa) is the source of this 1188-nucleotide messenger RNA. It is a transcript of the gene Foxd4, whose product is annotated as forkhead box D4. The coding region runs from base 1 to 1188 and encodes 395 amino acids. Gene Ontology annotation, molecular function: DNA-binding transcription factor activity, RNA polymerase II-specific; RNA polymerase II cis-regulatory region sequence-specific DNA binding. NCBI's taxonomy places the organism in Eukaryota, Metazoa, Chordata, Mammalia, Rodentia, Dipodidae. Gene Ontology annotation, biological process: anatomical structure morphogenesis; cell differentiation; regulation of transcription by RNA polymerase II. The record is from RefSeq and is a predicted model, not a curated record. The transcript has a single exon.